GCGGCUACGGAGACCGCGGUGGCGGAGGCGGUAACGCGGUACGGGAUGCGGCGCUACCUGCGGGUCGUAGGGCUGUGCCUGGCCUGCGGCUUCUGCUCGCUGCUGUACGCCUUCAGCCAGCUUGCAGUGUCCUUGGAGGAAGGAGCGGCCGGAGGUCGCAGGCCGCAAGCCGCGGCGAUGGGUUCCUGGCUGGCAGACGUCGGACGCGGCCCCGGGAGAGGCGCGGGCAGCGCGGGCCCCGGCCGGCCGGGCAGGUGUAAAGAUUUCUCUCUCUGUUACUGGAAUCCCUAUUGGAUGCUGCCCUCUGAUGUUUGUGGAAUAAACUGCUUUUGGGAAGCGGCUCUUAGAUAUAGUCUGAAAACACAGCCCACUGAGAAGAUGCACCUUGCUGUUGUUGCCUGUGGUGAGCGACUGGAAGAAACUGUGACCAUGCUGAAAUCAGCUCUCAUUUUCAGCAUCAAGCCCCUGCAGGUCCAUAUCUUUGCUGAAGACCAACUGCACGAUAGCUUUAAAGACAGACUUGACAGCUGGUCAUUUCUACAAAGAUUUAACUAUACUUUGUACCCCAUCACCUUCCCGAGUGACAGCGCUGUGGAGUGGAAGAAACUCUUUAAGCCAUGUGCUUCCCAGAGGCUGUUUUUGCCGUUAAUCCUGAAAGAAGUUGAUUCACUGCUGUAUGUUGACACUGAUAUCCUUUUCUUACGACCUGUCGAUGAUAUUUGGUCAUUACUAAAGAAAUUUAAUUCAACACAAAUUGCUGCGAUGGCACCAGAACAUGAGGAGCCUCGAAUAGGAUGGUAUAAUCGUUUUGCUCGGCAUCCUUACUAUGGGAAGACUGGGGUAAACUCUGGAGUGAUGCUCAUGAACAUGACACGGAUGAGAAGGAAGUAUUUUAAGAAUGAUAUGACAACUGCACGGCUGCAAUGGGGUGACAUACUUAUGCCACUGCUUAAAAAAUACAAACUGAACAUCACAUGGGGUGAUCAAGAUCUGUUAAAUAUCAUGUUUUUUCAUAAUCCAGAAAGCCUUUAUGUUUUUCCAUGUCAAUGGAAUUAUCGACCAGAUCAUUGUAUCUAUGGAAGCAACUGCCGAGAAGCAGAAGAGGAAGGAGUCUUCAUUCUUCAUGGAAACAGAGGUGUUUACCAUGAUGACAAGCAGCCGGCAUUCAGAGCUAUGUAUGAAGCACUAAGAAAUUGUUCUUUUGAAGAUGAUGCUGUCCGUUCCUUAUUAAAACCUUUAGAACUGGAAUUACAGAAGACAGUUCACACAUACUGUGGGAAAACAUACAAAGUAUUUAUCAAGCAGUUGAUGAAAAGCAUAAGAAACCGUUAUGACACGCCACCAAAGGAGAGGUGACUCUUUGUGCCUGCUGAGUUAAAUGAUGGAGUGUAGCACAUCAGAGAUGAGAAGGAAUCGUAGUGGGGAUGGAUUUAGGGAGGUCUUUCUGUCUUCAGAGUAAUCGUGUCCUGAAGUUAAAAGAGCAGUAUAUUCGCGCCGUGAAGAAUAAGUUAAACCCUUGGGCUCCUGCAAGAAGACAAUGUUGAUCUCUGAUUUUUUGUGACAUUACUUGGUGUCAUUCCAGUGUUAAUGAAAACAUUGAACAGUGUGGCGGGAGCUAUGUUGGCUCUUGAAUCAAGUAAGUAAGAACAGUGGGGGGAUGGAUGGAGAAAAUGUACCUCGCACACAGUGGAGACAUUCAAGCUGUGAGUAUAGCAAUAAUUUUAUGUCAGCACUAACCUCACUUUAAAGUGUGAGAAAAAAGUUUACAGGAGCAGAACAGUUCUGUUUCUUAAGAAAUGUGAUAUAACCAAUGUAACCAUUGACAAUCUAUGUACCCGCAUACAUUUCAUCUCCUACAAUAUCUUGUGACAAUCAUGUUUAAAAUUAUUUGUAGACUUUUAAGAAAGCUGCACAUUUAAAAAUUAGCUGUAUGAGAAAGAGGGGAAAUAAUAAAAACUCCGGGGGGUGGGUAUUUGUGUGUGAUGUGUGUGUGUGUGUGUUGAGAAAAAAGUUAAGUGUUUUUAUUUUGUAUAUUUUAAACUGUCUUGCCAAACCUAAGUUCUAAGAUAUUUGGGGACAUUUCACCUUAAGUGAAAAAUUUCAGCUUUACUGGGUAUUCUGGAAGCAAAAUAGACCAUGCUGAUAAUGAAGUGUGAGAACCUUAAUCGCAACACUAGCAGGACAGUGGAAAAUGCAGUGGACCAAAUGUAUAAGCCUGUGAGAUUAAAAAGUGACCCAUGUACACUUCCUUCUACCUCAAAGUGCAUUCCAGGAUCCUUUUGAAGAGGCAAAUGCAGAGCCUUAUUUAGAUUAGACAAGUGUAAUGGGCAGUUCUGAGGAACAGGAUUUUUAUAUCUAGCUAUAGAAAAAUCAUUUUGAUUUGAGUAAUGUGCAUAUUUCCUGUUCUGAACAUCAUUGAAGACAGCUGCCUUUUUAAAAUCUGGAGGAUGAGAAACAUUAAUCCUUGUGCUAUUGGUCAUGACACUUAAUGUAACUGAGUGGGCGGCAUGUGCCAUGCUGGGCACAGGCCUCAUCCUACCUACUGCUAUUGGGUAUCGUCUUUUUCUCUUGGGAAAUUAUGAAGGAACCAUUUCAUUUAUGAAGAUCAUGUAUCCUCUGCAGGGGAAUGUUCAAAAGAAGUGUUCGUUGCAGUUGUUUCAACUUCUGAAGUUCAGCCAGGGACAUUCUGAGAGAAGAUUUAAAAUACAAUUAAAAAGUAUUUGUCCCUUUGUGCCCAGAACAGGGAUUGCUAGCCAACUCAGUACUCUAGAACAGAUAGACUGAGAGGAGCAGUCACAGUUCCUUGGCAGAAUGCCAUAAUGAAGUAAGAACCUGUGAACUGUGUUAAAGUUUAGCUUGUUAGAUAGAAAAAUGAGAAACUUUCCUUUGAAGUUUGGCUGAUAAUCUGAGUGAGCUUGCUAAAAGCAAAUAGCCUAUGUAUACUGUAACUAGGGCUCUUUAAGAAUUUUUUAAUUUGAAGAGGUUAAUUUUUAAAUGAAGAUAAAGAAGUAAUUUUUUUAAAUGAAGAGAUUAAAAUUAUAUGAAAGCAAUAGUAAGAGUGUUUACUUAGCAUACUCAAGACCCAGCACUACAAAAAUAAUAAUAAUAAUAAUAAUAAAUGGGAAGGAAUUGAGAGCUUCAGACAGUAGUACUCCAUUACCUAUUACCUAUCAGCAUCUUGUCACAUUUACAUCCUUUAUUUUUCUUAUAUUAAAGUCUCAGGCAUCAUUUUAUGUCCUUGCAGUGAAUGUCUCAAUGAUUAUAAGUAAUUCCAGUAACCACAUCAUACCUAGUAAAAGGAGCAGCUGGCCUUUGGUUUCAUCUCAUAGCCAACCCUUAAACAGACUUCCUUGCAAAUGUGCUUUUGACAAGCUGAUUCUGUUUUUAACGAGUUCCUCAGAAGGUUCUGUUAUCACAUAGUUUGAGAACUACUGGAAACUACUUGCCAUCUUAAGGUUGAAGUUAGAGUCACAACUAUUGGUAUAAUUGGUAAAUUAUAAGUACCAUUUUUGGAUAGAGGAGGCAGUUGCAGUUGAUAGAGGAAUUUAUAUGAGUAAGUUCCCUAAGAUUUUAUUUUUUUCAGUAGCUGGAGACUCCAUAGGCUUCAGCAUGAUUGGUUGAGGUGGUAUAGAAGGACCUUAAAAUGCAUUCAUACUUCUUUUGUAUGAAAAGAAUUUGGAAAUCCUCUAGAAAAUAUAUUUUAAGAAAUGCAGUUUUCCCUUACGAAGAAGAGCUCGCGAGCAAUGCUGUUGCUUGUCUUGGACACAACUUUCUCCUGGCUCUUAGCUGCCUCCUGUCAAAUAUCAGUGUAAUGAUAAGUACAGGUUGGGGUCCUGGAUUCCCUCCUUCUUAGGCUUGAGGGGGCACACUGAUUGUACAUAGUGCCUAAGAAGGGAAGCUUGGCAGGGGUGACUGCAGGAACUUCUGUAGCCCUGUAGCCAUACCAGUCUUGAUGGGGGCUGGUUUACGGAGGGCCAGCUGCUGAGGUUGAGUAACUUGUCCUCCAGUGUAGAUUUGCUGAUGGUAUGCGGAAGGAUCAUACUUUAAGGAAGAGAAAGUAGAGAAGAGAAGGAUGAUGGAAAUGAAUGGUGAAGGAAAAGGGAAGGAAAGAAGAACGAGGGGUAAAAGAAUCAGGAAAGGCUGAGUAAGAGGAAAGAUGGAAUGACAGUGGGGAUGUAGAAAUGGAGGUAAUGGUGUGGAAACAUGGGGUCUCCCUGCCUAGGUCAAUGCUUGCCUUAUACCAACACAGCCAGGACUCGUGCCUUAUGGGUGGAGACAGCAGAGCCAACCUUGUUUAUUGGUAUCAGACAUGUUUCUUGGUGACGUUAUUCACUGGUAUUUUAGUAGUAGUUGUCCAACAUUCUUUGUUCUCUCCCUGGGUCCCAGUUUCUGUUUCAGUGUCCCUCAGCAUCUCCAAGGAAAGUCUGUGUGAAGGGAACUGCUUCAUUGUGUCUAACUUUUCUGUAUCACUUUCACUAGCACUGGUAAUGGGAGGCCAGUAGGGGAGUCACUACCCUGCCUCAUUGGGGAUACUUCCGGUUGAACUUUUUUGAGUGGAUUCAGGAGAACAGAAGAUGGUAGAAACAAGAGCAAAACCUUAAAGAAUAUUCAUUGUCAGGACAGAGAGUGGGCUCAGUGGUUACGAGCACUUGUUCCCAGCACUCAUGUGGUGGCCCACAGUUAUCUGUAACUCCAAUUCCAAGGCAUCCAGCACCCUCUUCUGACCUCUGUGGACACCAUAUACAUACAUACACACAGGCAAAACACAUACAAUAAUCUAAAAAACCUAAGAGUACUCAUUCUCCUUUUUAGUUGCUUACAUAGUAACACAUAGUGCAGGCACAGUCAAGCCUCUGAGAUCUUUCUAGAAAGACAGUUGAUAUGCCUUUUCAAGCAAUGUUUUUGGUUUCUUGGAAUAAAUAGAGAAGAAAAAUAAAGUGUGCAAUAUGUCAGGUAUGGGGCCAGUUAUCCAUUUAUUAGGUGUAAUUUCAAGCGUCUUAAGUAAUAAUUGCCUUACUACAUUUUAAUAUUUAAUGGAGGCAGACUAAGAUGACUAGUAUCACAGUAGUCAUCUUUUUCUAUAUUGCCAAAGCAGCCCUCUUUGUUUCCUAAAGCCUGGCUAACUUGUUCUGAUGUUUGUUGUUUUUAAAUUCAUUGAAGAUAAAACUAGAUUUAAAAAACUAAGUUAUAUAGAUUAAGACAGUAAGACAGUGUCUGGGCAUGCUAGCACAUGACCUGUUACCCAACACUUGGGAAACUAAGGUACAUUCAAGGCCAUUAUGGCAUUUAUUGAAAUCUUAUCGAAAAAAGCCAAAAAAAAAAAAAAAAAAAAAAAAAAAGCUAAAAGUAUAUGUUACUCAAAUAUAUAGUAAUUAGAAAAUUAUGAGAAAACAUAUUAUAGUAUAUUGACCUGGGCAAUCUACAGUUGAUUACAUAUCAGUGACAGUUUACUUUUAAAAACUUGUCACCUCAUCCCAAAGUAAUUGCGAGUUAUCUACUGGGAUUUCCUUUAGACUUUUCUAUAAAUUGACAUUUCAAACAAUUGGGGAGCUUUGUAGGGAAUUUCUUUCAAUAAUACUGUGAAUGCCAGAUAUUUACUUCCAAACUUGAGAGCUGAUUGGAGCCUUUGACCUGUGUAGAUUAUGUAUGCAGUUGAGCUGUGAGAGCAUAUUCACACAUAGAGCACACCAUGACAGCUCCUAAAAGUUCAUUUCAGAGAAUGUGAUAACUACAUGCCAUUUAAAAACUCAGUUGUUUCACUGUGAUAGUUCAGUAGAAAUACUUCCAUUUGAAAUGUAACAAGUGGAUUUUUUUUAAUAUAAUAGUUUUCAACUUUUGUAUAAAACCUUUUCAGGGAAUAUUGAAAUGUUUUAAAAAUAAUCCAUAGCUUGUAGCAUUGCUGUAGACUGUUGUCCAUUUGGAAUUGAGCAGAACAUGCCUUUUUAUCUCAUGAAUUACCAUUGACAUCUGAGAUCUGCAUAAGAGGUGUCAGUGAGCACUGGAUCAGGUCUGUGUGCUGGAAUUCAGAAUCUGGAAUCACUUGCAGGUGUUUAUUCUGCCAGGCGUUUUGCAUGAGUCUAUUAGUGUGCUGAGUAGAGUUGUUCGAAACUACAGGAAGGUAUCGUGAUGAACCAUGCUGUGUAGACAUCACUGCCUUUAAACUGCUUUUAUAAUAAUGUGAAUAUCUUUCAGUUGCUUUUGUAUCUUGAAAAUUCUUUUAAAGGGGAGUAUAAAAUUAUAGAUGUGUGGGGUCUAGCUUGCCAGUAUUGGAAGAUGCCUUAUUCUGUUUUGGAGGGGUUCAGCUCAGGUUUUUCUUGAGAAACUGUAUUGCUGUUACUAAAGAUGUACUCAAUAAAAAUUGGAUUUUCU
Molecule: messenger RNA, 6369 nt
Organism: Phodopus roborovskii (desert hamster)
Lineage: Eukaryota; Metazoa; Chordata; Mammalia; Rodentia; Cricetidae
Gene: Gxylt1
Product: glucoside xylosyltransferase 1
Exons: 8
Coding region: 46-1356 (436 amino acids)
Biological process (GO): protein O-linked glycosylation via N-acetylgalactosamine
Molecular function (GO): UDP-xylosyltransferase activity
Source: RefSeq, a predicted model, not a curated record